Molecule: messenger RNA, 3798 nt
Organism: Neltuma alba
Lineage: Eukaryota; Viridiplantae; Streptophyta; Magnoliopsida; Fabales; Fabaceae
Product: putative pentatricopeptide repeat-containing protein At5g13230, mitochondrial
Exons: 2
Coding region: 246-2705 (819 amino acids)
Biological process (GO): RNA modification
Molecular function (GO): zinc ion binding; protein binding; RNA binding
Source: RefSeq, a predicted model, not a curated record
UCUGCUCAGCACCUCCACUUGUGGGGCCCCUCGACCUCAUCACCGCCACCAUCGUCGUAUCUUUGAUUCUCUCCUUAUGCGACCAUCAUCUUUCCGGCAGGAAGGGAAUGUUGGAUAGCUUCUUCAAGCCGGACGGGUCAGACUCAGAUCCCUGGUUUUGUUUUCUCUUCGAUUUUCCCAAAGACUCAAAUCAGUGAACCAAACGGGCCUAGUUUUAGAGUUGCAUUAGGCAGUAGCGGUGGCGCAUGAUCAGAUUGUUCCGUCCCACUAAAUCUACCUCACGAUCAUGCAUCGCUUUAUCAGCACAUUCUAUUUCCUCUCAAUUAAGCCACCCCCACCAUUACCAAUCCACGGCUUCUGUGGACUUCGACUCCCAUCUCUACGCGGCUACGCUUCAGAAAUGCAUACACAACGGUGACUAUUGCUCCGGAAAAUGCCUUCACUGUCAUGUCAUUAAGACAGGCGCUUCUUUGGACUUAUUUGCAUUUAACGUUCUUCUUAAUCUGUAUGUAAAGUCUGAUUCUUUGACCGAUGCAUCUCAACUGUUCGAUGAAAUGCCCAGUAGUAACACUGUCUCCUUCACUACAUUGGCUCAGGGUUACAUGCGCUCACUUCAAUUCCCUGCAGCUCUUGACUUAUUCCUUAGGUUAUUCAGAGGAGGCCACCAGCUCAAUCCUUUUGUUUUCACAUCCAUUCUCAAGUUGCUUGUCAGUAUGGACCGCGCACAGAUGUGUUUCUCUAUUCAUGCGUGUAUUUAUAAGCUUGGUUAUCACUCUGACGCGUUUGUUGGUACUGCUCUUAUUGAUGCCUACUCUGUUUGUGGGUGUGUUGAUGUUGCUAGAAGUGUUUUCGAUGACAUUCUUUUUAAGGACAUGGUCACUUGGACUGGCAUGGUAGCUUGCUAUGCUGAGAAUGACUGCUUUAACUGUUCAUUACAACUUUUCUCCCACAUGAGGCUAAUAGGUUACAAACUAAACAACUUUGUCAUCACUGCGGUGCUCAAGUCCUGUCUUGGCUUACAGGCCUUUUGCCUUGGCAUGAGUAUUCAUGCAUGUGCUUUGAAAACUCAUUACGAACAGGAUCUUUAUGUUGGGCUUGCACUGCUGGAAUUGUAUAGUAAGUCCCAAGAUCUUGAUGCUGCACGGCAAUUUUUUGAGGAAAUGCCUAAAACUGAUCUUAUUCCUUGGAGUCUAAUGAUCUCUCGGUACGCUCAGAGUGACAAAAGUGUAGAGGCUUUGGAGUUGUUCCAGCGUUUGAGGCAAUCAUCCAUUGUCCCUAAUCAGUUUACAUUCGCUAGUGUAUUGCAAGCUUGUGCGGCUUUACCUGCAUUAAAUUUGGGGGAGCAAAUUCACUCUUAUGUCCUGAAAGUUGGUCUUGACUCAAAUGUGUUUGUGUCUAAUACCCUCAUUGAUGUUUAUGCCAAGUGUAGUAAAAUGGAGAACUCUAUGAAAUUAUUUGUGGAAUCACCUGAGCAUAAUGAAGUGACUUGGAAUACCAUGAUUGUUGGUUAUGUGCAGUUAGGAGACGAGGAGAAGGCACUAAAUAUGUUUGUAUCCAUGGUUGCUUAUCCCAUACAGCCAACCGAAGUGACAUACUCCUGUGUUCUUCGUGCCUGUGCGAGUUUAACAUCAUUGAAUCAAGGACAUCAGAUUCAUUCUUUAACUAUCAAAACCAUAUACGAUAAGGACACUGUAGUUGCCAAUUCAUUGGUAGAUAUGUAUGCCAAAUGUGGUAACAUUCGUGAUGCCCGAAUAGUAUUUGAUAAGAUGGGAAAUCGAGAUGAAGUUUCAUGGAAUGCUAUGAUCUGUGGAUAUUCCAUGCAUGGCCUAGGUGUGGAGGCUCUAAAUAUAUUUGAAAUGAUGCGACAAUCUAAUUGUAAACCAAAUAAACUAACUUUUGUUGGUGUCCUAUCUGGAUGUAGCAAUGCAGGACUGCUAGAUAAAGGACAAGUACUCUUUAAGUCAAUGAUGCAAGACUAUGGCAUCAAACCAUGUAUAGAACAUUAUACUUGCAUGGUCUGGCUUCUUGGAAGGUCAGGCCAUCUUGAGAAAGCUGUGAAACUCAUUGGUGAAAUUCCAUUUCAGCCUAGUGUUAUGGUGUGGCGAGCAUUGCUUGGUGCUUGUGUCAUCCACAAUAAUAUUGAUCUUGGAAGGGUCUGUGCCAAACGUGUACUUGAGAUGGAUCCACAUGACGAUGCAACCCAUAUACUUCUGUCAAACAUGUAUGCCACAGCAAGGAGAUGGGACGGUGUUGCUUCUAUUAGAAAAGUUAUGCACACAAAAGGAGUCAGGAAGGAGCCAGGGUUAAGUUGGAUUGAGGAUCAAGGUGUGGUUCACUAUUUUACUGCCGGGAACACCUGUCAUCCUGACAUUAAACUUAUCAGUGCAAUGCUUGAAUGGUUAAACAAAAAAACGAGGGAGGAAGGAUAUGUACCCAAUAUCAAUGCCGUUUUGCUCGAUAUGGAGGAUGUUGAAAAAGCACGUCUCUUGUGGGUUCACAGUGAAAGAUUGGCUCUUGCGUUUGGACUGAUUCGAUUGCCGCGUGGUUGUCCUAUACAUAUCAUAAAAAAUCUCCGUAUAUGUGUAGAUUGCCACAUUGUUAUGAAGUUGGUCUCCAAAAUUGUGCAGCGAGAUAUUAUUAUCAGAGAUAUGAAUAGGUUUCACCAUUUUCAGCAUGGGAUUUGCUCCUGUGGUGAUUAUUGGUGAAUGAUGUAAUUCAAGUUCCAGAAUCACAAAUUCCCAUUUUCAUUUUGCGGUUGCCUGCAAGAAAUUCUUGUUUCACUUGAAGGUAAACUUGUAUAGGCAAAUGGUCAUGUCAUAUAUGGUAUCAUUACCAGGGAUGAUUCGUUUUUGAUCUUAGGAUCUUGUCACUAGCUUUCUUCGAGCAAAACUUUCAAACAAAGAUGUGAAGUAAUAUGCUUCUUCUUGAUACUUUUAUUGUUUCAUCCUCACCUCUGCUAUGUAUAUUUCAUUACAUUACUGGGACAACUUUGCAGGCCAUUCGCUUUACCUUUUUUGCCUAUUCAGAUCUUACUCUUCUGUUACAAAAGGGGCAAUAAUGCUUUACUGCUUCCACUUCGUUUUAUUUAUGUUGCUCUCUCUUAGUCAUUCACCUCACACACUUUAUUUGACUUGCUCUUGGACCAUCAAUUCUGCCAAAAUGUGGCCCACCCUACAUUGUUGACUAUUUGUUUUUGGGUUGUGCAUCUUGUACAGGAUUGAAGAAGUCAAGAAAACUUGGAUAAAGUACUUUUAGUGAUAGCUAUGAGGUUCUUCCGUUUAACAUAACAGUGAGAAAAGUUCUUUGGAAGAAUAGUUCAUCUAGUGCUGAAUUUACUAGCUUUUAAGAGUUGAUCUCUGUUUCAAAGAUGUCCAUUUCCUACAUUUAUCUUGGCAGGAACGAGCUUUCGGGCACAAUUCGUCCUCAACUUUUUUAGCUCGCAAAUCAUCCUGAUACAUGGGUAAGAACUGAGAAAAAAAUCCAGUUUUCACCAGAUGGAAGGGUGUAAUAUGGUCGGGUCUGCGGGGAGACUCUCCAUUCAUUGUGAUGGCAAAACAGACUCCUUUUUUUUUUUUUUUAAGCCACGGAAUUACUGAGAAACAAUGCUGCUUAGACUGAAGGAGGGAACUUGACCAGAGCUUCUUUUGCUAUAGUCUAAGUGUUUUGUGCACUGUAUUGAGUCAUAAUGUUUAUGGUUUAUAAAAAGGGUAAAUUGUAUACAACUUUCCUAAACUUUAUGUCAUGUACAAAUAACCUUCAUUUUUAACGUUUUACAAUAAAUCCUCCUAAACUCUUAAA